AUGCUUUUUGGACUAAAAAAUACACCUCAAGUGUUUCAGAGGGUAAUGCAACAGAUUCUUAAUAGAUUAUCAUUUAUAAAAGUAUAUCUUGAUGAUAUACUAAUUCAUAGUAAAACAUUUGCAGAUCAUAUUAAUCACUGCAAAAUUGUAAUAAACAAACUAAAAGAGGCUAAUGUAAAAAUUAACUUUGAGAAAAGUAAAUUCAUGCAACCAGAAGUAAAAUACCUGGGAUUAGUUGUUGUGAUGAGAAUCACAACUAUAAUAAUAACUUUAAGUUAUUAUCAUAACUUGGAAAUUUAUAUAUAUUUUUAUAAGUUUAUAUAUAAAUAUUUCAAGCUGUUAAAUUUUUAUUAA
This is a messenger RNA of Hepatospora eriocheir, 354 nucleotides long. The record is from the annotation of a GenBank genome assembly. NCBI's taxonomy places the organism in Eukaryota, Fungi, Microsporidia, Hepatosporidae.